Camelina sativa (false flax) is the source of this 1376-nucleotide messenger RNA. Its product is annotated as protein trichome birefringence-like 39. Gene Ontology annotation, molecular function: O-acetyltransferase activity. Lineage: Eukaryota; Viridiplantae; Streptophyta; Magnoliopsida; Brassicales; Brassicaceae. Gene Ontology annotation, cellular component: Golgi apparatus. The record is from RefSeq and is a predicted model, not a curated record.
UCUUUCCUUAUCUUCCUUACACAUUCUUUAAUUCCCGUCUUUUUUUUUUGAUUCAAGAACAAUGCUCUGUUUUUUUGUUUUUUCCAUUAAUUAGACUGAAAUAAAUUGAACUUUUUGUUUUUGUUCCCUGUUCUAUUGUGAAGCAAAAUCUUUUUAUUGUUUUUAAAUCCCAAUAAUAAAUAUGGAAAGCUGGAAAUUUGAAGUGUUCUGUUUGUUGGGGUUUUAAUGCUAUAUGCAGAGAUAUUUAAGCAUAUUGGUAAGAAAGGUAACUUCAAGCUUUUCAAUUGAAUUUCAAAGUUAGAUAGUGAUAGUGUAGUUGUAGUUGUAGUAGUAGUAGUGUUCUCUCUUUUUAUUUUAUGCCUUAUUGGAUUCAAAAUUUGAAACUUUUUGUUGGAGCAAUAAUAAUUAAUGUAUUGGAAAUCCCAUAAUUUCACUCUCCAAAAAGGUUUGAAAACCGAAUCCGAAGCUCAACCCAAAGUUUCCUUGACUGAAGUAAAUAGAUUCAAUGGGUUGUAUUUCUUGAGGAGGAUGAGAGGGAAGAAGAUAAUGUUCGUUGGAGAUUCACUGAGCACAAACAUGUGGCAAUCUCUUGCUUGUCUGAUUCAUGCUUGGGUUCCUAACACUCGUUACACGCUUCUUCGCCAGAAGGGUCUUGCUUCACUUACCUUCGAGGAAUACGGAGUGACGUUGAUGCUUUACAGAACACAGUUCUUAGUAGAUCUGAAUGUAGAAAAAGUUGGGAGAGUGCUUAAGCUAAAUUCCAUUAAGCAAGGCAACAUGUGGAGAGGCAUGGACGUUUUGAUUUUCAACUCUUGGCAUUGGUGGACUCACACCGAGCACAUCCAGCCGUGGGACUACAUGGAAGAUGGAAAUAGAUUGUACAAAGACAUGAACCGGCUCAUUGCUUUUUACAAAGGAAUGACCACUUGGGCUCGAUGGGUUAAUGCUUACGUCGAUUCUUCUAAGACCAAAGUCUUCUUCAACGGCGUGUCUCCGACUCAUUACGAGGGAAAGGAUUGGGGAGAGCCAAUGAACUCAUGUAGGAGUCAGACGCAGCCAUUCUACGGGAGGAGGUAUCCAGGAGGGACACCAAUGGCUUGGGUGGUACUAAACAAAGUGAUGAGAAGAUUGAGGAAACCGGUCCAUUGGCUCGAUAUAACGGGUCUCUCUCAGCUUCGUAAAGAUGCUCAUCCUUCAGCUUUCAGUGGGAACCAUCCUGGUAAUGACUGUAGCCACUGGUGUCUUCCUGGCUUGCCUGAUACGUGGAACGUGCUCUUUUACUCUACUCUUUUCUCUUCCUAAAUAAUUCUUGUUUUUUUUUUUCUGUCUGAUCAAUGUAUUAAGUUAACUUAAAAAACAAAAAUCAAUUAUUUUUA